Molecule: messenger RNA, 968 nt
Organism: Asterias rubens (European starfish)
Lineage: Eukaryota; Metazoa; Echinodermata; Asteroidea; Forcipulatida; Asteriidae
Product: motor neuron and pancreas homeobox protein 1-like
Exons: 3
Coding region: 1-621 (206 amino acids)
Biological process (GO): central nervous system development; spinal cord motor neuron cell fate specification; neuron projection morphogenesis
Cellular component (GO): nucleus
Molecular function (GO): sequence-specific double-stranded DNA binding; DNA-binding transcription factor activity, RNA polymerase II-specific
Source: RefSeq, a predicted model, not a curated record
AUGGCGAUAUUUAAGAUUGAAAAUAGGAAAGCUACUCCUCGACUCAUCCGUAACUCGAGUCACCAACAUCCUACCAUCCUCGGCAAGACCAGGCGACCAAGGACCGCCUUCACCAGUCAGCAACUCUUAGAAUUAGAGUUACAGUUCAAGAAGAAUAAGUACCUGUCACGACCGAAGCGCUUUGAAGUUGCCACGUCCCUCAUGCUGACUGAGACACAGGUGAAAAUCUGGUUCCAGAACCGACGAAUGAAAUGGAAGAGAGGAAAGAAAGUAAAGGAACCCCAGAGCAACGAUGGAGAAAAAGAAGUAUCGACUGGUCCCGAUGACGUCAGACCUGACGGUCCAACGCCACUGGAACCCGUGGUAGACACCGAGGCGCGCAUCACAGUUGGACUACAAGGGGACGAGUGCAGUGAAGUCGGGGUACACGACGACGAUGAUGACGACAUAGAUGACGACAUGGAUGAGGACAUGUUGGCGGAGGGAUACAUGAACGACAGCUCGUCCGACGAACGAGUGAACAACCCAUCGGACGAUAAUGAGAGCUAUGGUAGAAACCAGUACCCAUCCGCCAAUGAGCGUGGGGGUCUCGACUGUCAUCCAGUGGAACCAGUACAUUAACCGUCACAUCAUAAUGAACUCAGAUAAAACUCAGACCAAAUAAUAACGACCAAACCUACCCAGGGUCUGACCUCUAUAUCAACCGCCAUGUGAUUGGCCGAAAGAGAACGCCCUUCUGUUAAACUUGUCGUCCAUGAAGACUUCUUGUUGUAAAUACUUGAUAUUCAAAGUGUCCACAAUUUGUCCACAAUUUGUUGUUAAAGUCCAUUUUAUUGUUUGAAAUACUUGUAUAGUCUGUUUGGUGUACAUUCUAAUGAAACAUAAAAAUAGUGCAUAAAGUGAAGCUAUUAUGUCAUGGUUUUGAAUCGUUUUUUUUUUUAACUAAUUUUAAUAUUCACAAUACAACA